AUGUCGUCUCCUCCCGCAUCUGGAUUUGUCGGUCUCUUCCGGCGCAUCAUUACGGCAUCGGCGUCUGAGAUUGCGGGCCUGGGCAGUGCGGCGCAACUUUCGGGCCUGUGUUCUCAGCAGCCCUACGGGGCUCCAGUCAGACAAAUUCUUUCCAUCCAGAUUCCGGCUCCCGGCCAGGGCGGUUCGCUCUGGCGGACCCCAUGCGGCGGAGACACGCUGGCGGGCAACUACCGAAUAGGAGGGGACUACAAUGUCGACUACUCACCACAGGACUCGCAUCCGGGCGACCAGAGCCAACAGCCUCAUGGGUACAGCUCGCAGCAUCACCGGCCAUCCAUCCAUCACACGGGCCCCUCGAUCCUCCAUGAGAGUCCAACAGAGCCGCACUAUACGACCAUGCAGCAGCAGCAGCAGCAUCAUCACCACCAGUCUGCACACCGACCGCUUCCGGUCCUCAUGGACCCGGGGCAGUUGGGAGGGCACCCAGGAGCGCAUCGGCAGUCCUAUCCUGGGCCUUCGCAUUUUGGCGGGCCCGGUCCAUCUCCGCACUCAGUAGUCGCUCCUCUUUAUCCGUCUAUGGCCCCAGGUCCAAGCCCUGGCGUCAAGCGUUCCAGGCCGGACGACCUUGAUCUGUCAGUACAUGGCAUGCCGGACCUUGAACAAGGAGACAUGGAUUCGAUGCAGCAGACCCCUCUUGGUGCCGCCUAUGCCCAAGCCGCGGGAGGGUCGUCCCACCCGACCCAUCACCAUCACCGUCUUCCAGAUACGGGACCGCCUUCGAAACUGAUGCGUCGAGACGAAAAUCUGGGAGGAGGUGCUCCUAGCGUUGUGGGACAAGAGGGAAUGCCAGAACCAGCACCGAGGCCAAGGGGACCUAAACUCAAGUUUACACCCGAGGAUGAUCAGCUGCUCAUAGACUUGAAGGAAAACAAAAGCCUCACGUGGAAGCAAAUCGCCGACUUCUUUCCCGGACGCUCCAGCGGCACGCUUCAGGUUCGAUACUGCACAAAACUCAAGGCCAAGACAACGCAAUGGACGGACGAGACGGAUUUGAAGCUUCGUACUGCUCUCCAGGAUUAUGAGAACGAGAAGUGGCGCAUCCAAUCAGCGUCCUCUCCAGGAGUCUCGGCUCCUGAAGGGGACACAAGCGUCUACUCUCAGCCACACGCUGAGUCUUCGAAUCCUGUCUACACCCACCAGCCUGCUCAGCCAUCGAAUACGGUCUACACGCAGCAUCUCCAGCAGUAG
Messenger RNA from Diaporthe citri, 1248 nucleotides. RefSeq lists its product as uncharacterized. Bases 1 to 1248 code for a protein of 415 amino acids. NCBI's taxonomy places the organism in Eukaryota, Fungi, Ascomycota, Sordariomycetes, Diaporthales, Diaporthaceae. The record is from RefSeq and is a predicted model, not a curated record. The transcript has 4 exons.